CAAAAUAGAAAUACAGACUAUAUACAAUAUAUAACAAAUAUCUUGGAUGGUAUUAUGUACAAUCUCUGUCACGCCUCUUUUAUCCUUGUCCUGCUCGUUUCAUUUUCUAUAUUAUAUACUAUACCUUUUCUCAAAAAUUAUAUCGUCCUCAUUUUAACUCUUCCAAGAAAAGAAAAAAAACAAUACUAAUUCAUUUCAUAUAUCUUGUCGCAAUCAUAUGACAUUAGUUAUAUGCAUAAUUAUCCAUGUUUUCAAUAAAUGGAGCCAUAUAUACUUAGUGGAAAGACUUUCCUGAGAGAGCAUGGCGGAGGAAUCGUACGACGAAGAGUGCGACUACCUAUUCAAGGCGGUGCUGAUAGGAGACUCCGCCGUCGGAAAAUCAAACCUCCUUUCGAGGUUCUCGAGAGAUGAGUUUCGGUUAGACUCUAAACCGACCAUCGGAGUAGACUUUGCUUACCGGAAUGUUCGCGUGGGCGAUAAGACUAUAAAGGCUCAGAUAUGGGACACCGCCGGCCAAGAAAGAUUUAGAGCAAUAACGAGUUCGUAUUACCGUGGAGCCUUGGGAGCUUUACUAAUCUACGACAUCACAAGACGAAUCACUUUCAAAAACAUUGAGAAAUGGUUGUCGGAGCUCAGAGGCUUCUCCAGUCCCGAGACUGUCGUUGUUCUCGUCGGUAACAAAUCCGAUCUCGGGCAGUCUAGAGAAGUUGAAGAAGAAGAGGGUAAGACUCUAGCAGAAUCAGAAGGUCUCUAUUUUCUCGAAACAUCGGCUUUAGAGAACCAAAACGUUGAAGAAGCGUUUCUAAGCAUGAUCGGACGGAUACAUGAGGUUUUGACUCAGAAAAUCGUUUUAGACAAUAGACUCAACGGUGACGGUAACAACGAAAGUAACGGUGCUGUCGUUCCGCCCGGUAAAGAGAUUGUGAAUAUUCAUGAAGUUACCGCCACUCGACCGUUGAGUACUUCUUUGUCCAAUUGUUGCUACAAGUAA
Messenger RNA from Arabidopsis thaliana (thale cress), 991 nucleotides. It is a transcript of the gene RABA6b, whose product is annotated as Rab GTPase-like A1I protein. The record is from RefSeq and is marked reviewed. Gene Ontology annotation, cellular component: plasma membrane. NCBI's taxonomy places the organism in Eukaryota, Viridiplantae, Streptophyta, Magnoliopsida, Brassicales, Brassicaceae. The transcript is spliced from 3 exons. Gene Ontology annotation, molecular function: GTPase activity; GTP binding. The coding region runs from base 302 to 991 and encodes 229 amino acids.